AAAAACCAAAAAUUCCUCCUUCCAAGAAAAGCUCAUUCUUUUUUCACUUGUUUCCCUUCCUUCACGCGUUUUUCUAAUCUUUCAGUCCCUCAGGCCGUUUAGAAACUCGUGGAUCGUGAUAUCAUCAUAUUCAGUUAUUUUAUUUGCUCGCUCCUUCUGGUUUUUAUUUGUUUUUUUUUUUUUUUAAAUUUGUUCCUGCAUUUGAGCUCCCUUUUGUAAUUUGUAACCGUUAAAUCUUUGCAGAACCCUAAUCCUCUGUUCAGAUUACCCCGUCGUGCGGUAUUUGUCUUUUUGUCCACCGGGGAAUAUUCAAUCUCUUCCUGUCAAUUUCCUCUAUUCUUUUUUCUCUUGUACCCCAUUGUCAUUCAUCUUCGUUUUGUGUUUCUACUCUGUUUCUCACCGUGUCCUCCCAUUAAUUUUUCUUGUUCCACAGGCGUAACUGGUGAUAUAUUCUCUGUUCCCAUUUCAAACCGAACUCCUCUGGCCGUUCUGUUUCUCAAAUCAUAAGAGACCAAUUCGGUUUAAUCGACACUGAUCGAUUUCGGCAAUUGGGUAGCGCAUUGGCGGUUCUCACCCCGCAAACACGGCCGACGGGACGAGAAUUGUGGAAGAUCUGCAUCUCGGCUUUGCUCAUUUGCCAUCAUUACACACACACUGACACUAUUUAUUUUUUAAUAGCUAAACGCUCCCCCCCCCCCCCCCCGAGUUUUUCCCCUGUCUAGCCGUCUCAUUUUUCGAAUCGUGGGGGUAUAGUAUCCCUAAAAAUUCGCUGAUUUCACUACCCACUCACAGAAACAGUUGUUUUUCUCAUUCUUUAUAGAAAGAAAGGAGAAUUGUAGCAAAUAAAUAUUCUUUUUCUCUAUCUUAUUAUUUCUUCGUCUCUCCCCUUAUUGUUUUGCUGGGGAAAUAGGGAAACGGUGAGCGAAUGGAAAAGAUUUGGAUUUUGAAAUGGGCAUUGUUGGUUUGGAUCAUGAGUCGUCACGCGGAAGGGCUUGGUGUGAAUUGGGGUACGCAGGCCACUCAUCAGUUGCCUCCAGACACGGUGGUUCAAAUGUUGAAGGACAAUGGAAUUCAAAAGGUGAAGCUGUUUGAUUCAGCUGAUUCCACCAUGACUGCUCUGGCUGGUACGGGUAUCGAAGUCAUGGUUGCCAUUCCUAAUAAUCAGCUUGCUGCGAUGAAUGACUAUGAUCGAGCUAAACAGUGGGUGAAAAAGAAUGUUACACGUUACAACUUCAAAGGAGGGGUUAACAUCAAGUAUGUAGCAGUUGGGAAUGAACCAUUUUUAAAAUCCUAUAACAAUUCAUUCUUGAAUAUCACAUUCCCAGCACUACAGAACAUUCAAAAUGCCCUUAACGAAGCUGGUGUUGGAGACACCAUAAAAGCCACGGUGCCCUUAAAUGCUGAUGUGUAUGAGUCCCCAGCAAAUAAUGCGGUUCCUUCUGCAGGAAGAUUCAGGGCUGAUAUAAAUGAUCUCAUGACCCAGAUAGUCCAAUUUAUGAACAAGAAUGGUGCACCAUUCACUGUAAACAUCUACCCUUUUUUAAGUCUUUAUGGGAAUGAUAAUUUCCCUUUUAACUACGCUUUCUUUGAUGGUGUUACCACCCCUAUAAACGAUAAUGGGAUUCAAUACACAAACGUGUUUGAUGCAAACUUUGAUACCCUGGUUUCUGCUCUGAAGGCAGUGGGAUAUGGAGACAUGACCAUUUUGGUAGGAGAAGUAGGGUGGCCUACAGAUGGUGACAAGAAUGCCAACGUAGGCAACGCCUUAAGGUUUUACAGUGGGCUUUUACCACGGCUUGCAGCAAAUAAAGGCACACCACUUCGCCCUGGAUUCAUUGAAGUUUAUCUGUUUGGACUUAUUGAUGAAGAUGCCAAGAGCAUUUCUCCCGGUAACUUCGAGCGACACUGGGGAAUAUUCAGGUAUGACGGGCAGCCAAAAUUUCCAAUGGAUCUUUCCGGUCAGAAUCAAAACAAGUUACUGGUAGGAGCGAGGAAUGUGAAAUAUCUAUCUUCAAAGUGGUGCAUGUUUAACCCAAAUGCCAAAGAUCUCAGUAAACUUGCUGAUAAUAUAAACUAUGCAUGUACCUUUGGAGACUGUACAUCACUUGGAUAUGGGUCUUCUUGCAACAACCUGGAUGCUAAUGGGAAUGCCUCAUAUGCAUUUAACAUGUAUUACCAGGUGCAAAAUCAGGAUGACAUGGCCUGCAAUUUUCAAGGUUUGGCCAAGAUUACCACACAGAAUAUUUCAACACCCACGUGCAAUUUUGUGAUUCAGAUUUCAUCAUCCUCUUCUCUGAUGUCCCCGUUGAUAGCUUCCUUAUUUAUCACAUUAUCCAUGAUUCUAUUUUUAUAGAUUUUCCUUGUAUUACAUAUAUAUUAGGGGUGGAGUGCUAUUAUAUAUUUAUAUUUUUCGCCAAUUCUAUUA
Messenger RNA from Prosopis cineraria, 2425 nucleotides. RefSeq names its product glucan endo-1,3-beta-glucosidase 8-like. Gene Ontology annotation, molecular function: hydrolase activity, hydrolyzing O-glycosyl compounds. Gene Ontology annotation, cellular component: plasma membrane. The transcript has 2 exons. Lineage: Eukaryota; Viridiplantae; Streptophyta; Magnoliopsida; Fabales; Fabaceae. Gene Ontology annotation, biological process: carbohydrate metabolic process. The record is from RefSeq and is a predicted model, not a curated record. The coding region runs from base 926 to 2353 and encodes 475 amino acids.